This is a messenger RNA of Leptidea sinapis, 6982 nucleotides long. RefSeq names its product tyrosine-protein kinase Src42A (gene Src42A). The transcript has 8 exons. The coding region runs from base 189 to 2927 and encodes 912 amino acids. Gene Ontology annotation, biological process: cell differentiation; cell surface receptor protein tyrosine kinase signaling pathway; protein phosphorylation. Lineage: Eukaryota; Metazoa; Arthropoda; Insecta; Lepidoptera; Pieridae. The record is from RefSeq and is a predicted model, not a curated record. Gene Ontology annotation, molecular function: non-membrane spanning protein tyrosine kinase activity; ATP binding; signaling receptor binding. Gene Ontology annotation, cellular component: extrinsic component of cytoplasmic side of plasma membrane.
GCGACCGGACGCGCACGCCACGCGCUAUGUCCACCGACCAGCCCAUCCGACAACCGAACUGUUUAUUUAUACGUUUUACUUUGCUUACUCAAACAAGUGCGGUAUAUUCUCGAUAGUAAGCCUCGGGCGUUUAAUGUGAUCGUUAAUUAGACUAUUGUUCAAUCAGCUUGGAUUUUUAAAUAGUUUCGAUGAUGGUGUCCGAUGGGGCUCUCCCAGUAGUGUGGUGUAUGCGCGAUAACGAACUUGUUCCUCACCAGUUAUCCGGUGUAAAGUUACAAGGUGUUGUCACUGGUGCUCAUAUAGCCGCUGUUACUAACUUUUUGCGUAUGGUGGCGGACACUCCUAUUAUUUUACCUCAUACUCCAGUGCCGGAAGAGUUGGAAAAGGCCAGUGAUGAGCCGGAAAAUACAGUUAGACAAAGGAAAUUGUCUCACCAAGUGGAGGUUCCAUGUGUUUUCCUCUCAGAGAGUGCUUUACAUAAGGCAAAGUGUCGUCAAAAUUCUAUAGAAGAGAAGGUAAUAUUUAGAACACCCGGUAUAGAUUAUAUAUCAAAUAAGGAUGUUAAGAAUUAUCAUUCGCUAGUAGCGACUUCAAAUGAUUUUUUAUCAGAUCAGCUAUCUAUAGAGAUGGGCUCUUCGAAGCUUCCUUCAGUCUUAGACACUGGGGCGGAGAGUAUAACUCAAAGAAUCACUAGAAUAAUUGAUUUAGACAAUUUAAAUAAUGAUAAAUUUAGUAAUGAAAAUGAUCUAGAGCUUCCUCAAAGAAUAACCCGGAUAAUAGAGUUUGAAAAUAAAAAACUACCAGUGACCAAAGAUCUAGACAGCGAAGUGUCACAGAAAAUAACUAGAAUAAUAGAUUUAAACGAAAAUAUGUUCUCAAACAACGAAACAAAUUGCUUCGAUGAGAGCAGUAAUAGCGAAAGAAAAUCAAAUCAAAAGGAAUUUGUUAAGGAUAACAAUUUUCCUAGUAUGGCAAAAAUAAUUGAAAUGGAAAACGAAAAAUCUAACGAAAGGAGAAUUUCCUUAAUUAGUGAAAGAGACAUUGGGUGUGUGAUAAAAAGUGACUCCCAUGAUGAUGUACCACAAUGUAAUAACAAACCCUUACGAAGAGGUAGAUUUAGUGUUGAUUCCUCGUGCUCUGAAAACUCCUACGCUAAUAUUGAGACACUUAGGAAUUUGUUAGAUGACAAAAAGGAUGAUACUUUAGAACUUACAACAACCGUUGACCCAAUGUCAGCAUGUAAACCAGUCAUUCGUUCGCGUUUUAGUAGAAAAAAAGCAUCCGUGGCCUCGAUGGGUUCGUGGGAUUGCGAUGACGAUGUAGACGUUAUUUUCAAAUCUAAGCCUAAAUCUAGUCAGUGGUUGAGUCUGGAUUGGAUUCCGCCCGCGCAGGAUGAGCCAGUUAAUUCCCAAAUCCGCGAUAAAAACGAUUUCAUCUCCAAAUGGAUUGAAGAACAAAACUGUCAGAAUGCGGGAAUCAUUGCGGAUGAAAGGCGACGCAGCUUGCCGCCGAAAUCUAAUGAAAUAUAUUUGCAAAAAAUGAGAAGGUUUAGCGACUCAUUGCAGAUAUGUAAAGAAGAUGCGGCCAGUGAUUCGCCAGCAACUGUCAAAUGGAAAUGGCGCGAUAUGAUCAAACGUCACCUUCAAGUAAUAAAGAACGAUAAAGGUUUGAGAAGGCAGAAAAGUGGCCUCAAAACAACUGGUGAUUCGAAUGUUGAUAAGAGUCUGGACCCUUUGCCACAGGACACGUACAUGAAACUGAAUUCUAUGUGGUAUUUCCGAAAAAUAAAGCGAAUCGAGGCAGAAAAGAAACUGCUCCUUCCUGAGAAUGAGCACGGCGCUUUUCUCAUUCGAGAUUCGGAGAGUCGCCACAAUGACUUCUCCCUGUCUGUGCGCGACGGUGAUACGGUGAAGCACUACCGCAUCAGACAGCUGGAUGAAGGCGGUUUCUUCAUCGCACGUCGCACCACCUUCCGUACGCUGCAGGAGCUGGUCGAGCACUACAGCAAGGAUGCCGACGGCCUCUGUGUAUCGCUCAGCAAACCCUGUGUUCAGGUGGAGAAACCAGUUACAGAAGGUCUCUCGCACCGGACAAGAGAUCAAUGGGAGAUCGACCGCUCUUCGCUCAAGUUUGUCCGCAAACUGGGUCACGGACAGUUCGGAGAAGUCUGGGAGGGUCUGUGGAACAGCACGACACCAGUCGCAAUCAAGACCCUCAAGUCCGGCACCAUGGACCCCAAGGACUUCCUCGCUGAAGCGCAGAUCAUGAAGAAACUCAGACACAAUAAGCUCAUUCAGCUCUACGCUGUUUGCACUCUCGAAGAACCCAUCUAUAUCAUAACUGAAUUGAUGAAGAAUGGAUCGCUUUUGGAGUACUUACAAGGCAAGGGUCGCGGAUUGAAGCUGCAGCAGCUAAUCGAUAUGGCGGCACAGAUCGCGGCCGGAAUGGCCUACCUCGAGUCUCAGAACUACAUCCACCGCGACCUGGCCGCGCGGAACGUGCUCGUAGCGGACGCCAACAUAGUCAAGAUCGCGGACUUCGGACUCGCCCGGCUUAUCAAGGAGGACGAAUAUGAAGCGCGAGUGGGAGCUCGGUUCCCGAUCAAGUGGACGGCGCCCGAGGCGGCCAACUACAGCAAGUUCUCCAUCAAGUCGGACGUGUGGUCCUUCGGGAUCCUGCUCACCGAGCUGGUCACCUACGGCCGUACGCCAUAUCCUGGCAUGUCGAACGCGGAGGUGAUGCACCAGGUGGAGCACGGCUACCGCAUGCCGUGUCCGCCCAACUGCCCCGCGCCACUGUACGAGAUCAUGCUGGAGUGCUGGCACAAGGACGCGCUCAAGCGGCCCACGUUCGAGACGCUGCAGUGGAAGCUGGAGGACUUCUUCACGAUGGACAACUCGGAGUACAAGGAGGCGUCCGCCUACUGAGCCCGGCCCGCCCUGCCGGCCCCCCGCGCGCAGUACCCGCACCCGCACGCGCUGCAUUCUGCGAGCGUGUACGCGAUGCCGCCGGAGCUGCAGCUGCUGCACGGCAGUGCGUCGCUGCAGCACCUGUCGCACGCGGCGCACGGCCACGUGCCGCUCGGACACGGCCACGGCCACGGCCACGUGCCGCACUCGGCCACGCUCAGCCAGCUGCCGGUGUGCCGCCACCAUCGCCACGCGCCGCGCCUCUAGGCUCGCGCCACAUACAUCACACACACACACACCACACACACUAGCUGCUCAUUUCAAGAUGGCCGCCUUCAAAUAUUACUGAAGUUUAAUAAGUAAAUUAUAGUGAGUCAACUCUUGUUCUGCCGCUAAAUACCUACAGCACUAACGUCUAGUAAUAGUGUUGUGACACAAGAACAAAUGGUUGAAAAUAAUUUCGUGUAUGAGAUAUGCCUAAAUACGUAAGAGGGCCCCGCCCCUAUCCUAUAAUUUAACACGAGUCUAGUGGCCGAGUUGACUUACUAGUUGUAUUUAUUACACAUACGUGACUUGAGUCACGUGUGGGGUCUCGCCAUUUUGACAUUUACUGAACACAAGAAUAAUUCCAAGUUAAACAUAGCAAAUACUGUCAAAUAAACCUUUUGUAUAUAAUUCCAGUCCAUAUCAAAUAUAAUGUGCCUGGAUCAUUGUAGUGUUUCUGUAUUAUGCUACAUAAUGUCAUCGAUCAUUCAUAAUAUGUACCACCAUGUAACCCAUUUCACCUAGUUAAAUUAUGUACGUCUUUCUACGUGUCUGUAGAUGUAUGAUCCUCUUUGAAGUGUCAACGUGUUGAGACCAAUUAGUAGUAAAUUCUCCCAACACGUCAUCUUAGUGCGUUUGUGUUUAUUUAUAUACGAUCGACAUUCCUUUAAAUGCGUAAUUACCAGAUAGUCUUUUAUUUAAAAUAUUGCUCCUUCUCUGAAUGUUACAUAGCUAGCAACGACUAUAAUUUAAGCGUUACCGUCAUAGCUAAUUGAAUAGAAAUAUGCGGAUCUAAAUAUUAAUAAAUUCGUACGAAGAUAAAAAUUUAUGCGCACGCAAAUUGCACUCUUAAUUUUCGAUUUACUUAAUUGGUCACGUGUGCAUAUGUUUGCUAAUCUUCGUGAAAUUUAGUUAAUAAUGCUCUCGAUUAUUCGUAUGUAAUAGCUGUAGUUAUAAACUAGCCGUUUUUGGAGAUCGUCUUAUCUAUGAUGCACUGGCUGUUUUCAAAUUCGCGUUACUGUCAAUACAUGUAGUUUAUUCUGUAUUUUUAAUACAAGAAUAAGAAAUAAAGUUUUCUUAUGUCAGACUCGCUGCUCGCGGUGUUGUAAAUACAGAAAGACGCAUGUAGUAUCUCUUUUUUUUUCAUCUCUCUAAUUACUGCUAUUUACAUUAUUUUAUCCAAAGAGUUUGUAAUAUAGCGCACAUGUAUUAAGCUAUCUAAAACACUUCUGUGUUACAUAGUAUAUAGAGCUUGAAAAAAAAACACUGCGAUUUACCGCAAAAUCAAGUUCCCUUGCGCACCGAUGGUUUAUGUCACCUCUGGCAGUAGUAUAGUUGUAGCGCAUUAAGUGUAGGCGAUCUCAAACGUAAAAGUAUCUGAAGUUUUGUUUCCAGCAUUAUGGAGCUAGGUGACUGCGGCUGUAUGUGACUGUGUGUGAGUCGAGUGGAGUAUGGCUUGUGCUGAUGUGUGCGUGAAUUCGGGAGGAAAUUUAGGUUCGGCAGGGAUUGUAUAUUUUGUGUAACGGACACGGUGUGACGACCCGCGGACGACUUGUGACGUGACUUGUCAUUGUACGUGAUACUAGAACUUUGUUGACUAAAUACAGCAACAAUUUGUAAUGGAAGUGAUUUUAUUACAAGGUGUCUAUGGAAGUGAGUAAGUUUGUGUUUUGAAUGAACUUAGUCCAAAAUUAAAUUGAAAAUUGAGAGUACAUUUCUCCAUAACUCCAUAAGUAGUAUUUUGUCUUUUAACACACAAAGAUUUUAUAAUAUUAUUAUUAUUAUUAUAAUUAAUUGGCAAUUGGGAAAGAUUGUCAAAACAAUUUUUCAAGAACGUUAUUCCAAUAAUAAUAUUUUCUGUGUCUUUGUAAUUUCAUGUUCUUAAUCUCGUGCUUCAGGAGUUUUUCCUAUUUUAAUGUCACGGUACAAGCCGGCCGCUUGCGUACGUCUCUACGUUCCGACAUCGCGUAUUGUAUUAGGUAUAUUACACCUACGUAUACUAUGUUAAACGUAGACUUAACGAUUAUGGUGAUAAAUGCCAAAUAAUCCUAAUAAAGAACUGAAUUCUGUAUGUAUACUUACAUUGUAAUAAUUGUUCUGAGGUAUUUAGAGUUAGGUCUUUAUUUAUCGUAUUUAAGUGGCGUUUGUAUACCGUUCUUAUGACACUGUUGUUAUAUUUGCAGCUUCUUCGUUUUAUCGAGUCCUACUUAUGUUGUGCCAAUAAUUAUUCAAAGUAUAAGUUGCCAGAAGUAUAUUGAUAUAUAUAUAUCAUCAUAUUAUAUCAAAAUACUGCCUAUAGAGCGUUCACUCGCGAAUGGGCCUAAAUGAUAGAUAUUUUUGAAUGUAGUUUUGUAUUGUUAAUUAGGUUAGGUAAUGCUGUUACAAUCGUGCUUAUACUCAUUUUUAAAGGCACACUUGCUGCCAGGUUAUUUAUGACACAACCUCGGAGCCUUGUGUCGUUCAACCGUGUUUCUAGAGAAUUUAUUUUAAAUUUAAUUAAAUAAUAGGUACCACCAUAGCGCACCAUAACAUGCUAUGUUAGAAAUAAUUCUAGUUUUACAAUUAACUACUUUUUACCUCCUCACAAAGUAAAUAAUAAUAAAAUAAAUAAAUUAUAUUUUAUCCCCAGAUGCUAUCUGAUAUGUGUUAUUUGUUUUUAUUUGAAUGCUUUUUAUUUUUAAAAUAAUUAUAGUGUAGAAUAAAUUGACACUUGUAAAUAGUAAGCUUUCACAAUAAUGUAGGUAGUGUUUGUCGAUGCCACAAACAUUCCGGCUAGAUUGGUUUUAAUAAUAUUGACGAAAUAUUGAUAGAUUUUCAAGACGCACAAAUAUAGCUUAUGAUUACAUAACUGCCCGUGCGGCGCCUGUCCCGCCCACUCGACGCGAGCGAGACAACAUACAGUAUUCUAUUCAGAAAACAUCAUAUACGUUAUCUUGUUAUAAUAAUUAAAAGUCAAUCUUUUGUUUAUUGCCCAAAUGCUGCCGAUAUUUUUAUAGGAUUUUUAUGAUUAUUUUCAAAAUUGACUCCUUACGUGCUCUCGCUCCCGUCGACUGUAUCACACUGGAGUGUUGAAUGGUACCAGCUUCUGUAUUAUAUUUUUAACUUUGUACAUGUAUUUGAAUAACUAUUGACUUUUUGCUACCACUCAUUUUUAUUCGUUAUUUAGCAGAUAAUUACAAUCCAUUUUUUUUGCUAUUAUUUGAAAAAAGUGAAGAAAUUAAACCACAAUAUCUAUUUGAGAUUUUUUCAAGGUUUCAUUGGCAGCUUCUUUGUACCGGCAGUUUAUUAUUUAGAUAAUUAAUUUAUUUAGAUAAAUAUAAAUAAUUUUAAGUUGUAGCUGUAUACUCUGCUUCGACGAGCGUAUCCUUAUUUUUAACUAUUAUUUAAUUUAAUUAGCCAAUUUUAAGUGUACUAAGUAAUACGCCAUCACAAUAUUCGAUAGCGCUAGACUAAUAAUUGGUUCUUGCGCAAUUAUUUGUGUUUUGCAAUAUUGAGGGUAGUCGUGUAAGAGUGAAUGUUGAGUGUAGUGCGAUUGACGUUGGUUGAUACUUUGCGUGACGCUAGGGUCUUAUUACCUCCGAGUAUCAAUUAAUAUAUAUUUAAGUUUCCGUCCGGUAUCGCACUGCCGUAUCGACGUUGAUCUCUUAUAAUUAUUAUUCGUUACUCUUUGCCGUAUUACAGUUUAUUUUUGGUGUAAGAUCACGCGCCGAUCUGGCACUGUCGUACCGGCUUAUUGUAUGGUUAUGAUAAUUAUAUUUCACUUAUUUGUAAAGAUUUUUUAACACAACAAUAAAUAUUAAUGUGAAAUA